Monodelphis domestica (gray short-tailed opossum) is the source of this 5190-nucleotide messenger RNA. It is a transcript of the gene ACTN4, whose product is annotated as actinin alpha 4. Lineage: Eukaryota; Metazoa; Chordata; Mammalia; Didelphimorphia; Didelphidae. Gene Ontology annotation, molecular function: calcium ion binding; protein binding. The record is from RefSeq and is a predicted model, not a curated record.
AUUAUUAUGAGUUUUAAUGGGCUAUCAAUGGUUAUUAGGGAGUGAAAGCCCAGAGAUUCCCCUCUGGAUCGGGUUCCCCUGGGGUGGCAGAAAAGGCAUCUCUUUCUCUCCAUUCUCCCCUUCAUGUUCUCUAGUCCUGGUCCUUUGAGGUUGCUUGUAUAGAACAUUCCAUUUCCCACCUCAGCGCCUUUGCCUAGGCCUUGCCUGUACCUGGAAUGCCCUCCCUCUCCUUUGGGGUACUGCGCAGGCGCCGCUUUCUCCUUCCCCCAGGCCUUUUUCUACGCUUUGUAGGGCACAUUCUACGGCCGCGGCUCCUCCCGAGGGCCCAAGCCUGGCACCCGGUGGGGGCUUGUCAAGCAUGGCCAGCACACAGUAGGCACUUGAUAAGCGCGGAGGAAUUGGGGUGAACAGUCCAGAAGCGCUUCCACCACCCUUCUGGUUGGGGGUUGAUGAAUAUUCAGGAGGCAGGCCCCAGUCUUAUUAAUAAUUAACCGGUGGCCCCCGCCUUCGCCCAGAGGCAGGAUGACGUAGCGUCGCCACCCCUCCCCCCCACGCCCUCGGGAGCCGUUGGGGCGCGAGGUGGGAAGGUGGGCCGCGCGCAGGCGCAGGCAGUCCCCGGGGCGUCUCGAGGGCGGGGAGCGCGCGACAGUGGCGGCGUGCGCAAGCGCUCUGGCUCGUAGUGAGCAGCGCAGUGGCUGGGCUGCGCAGACGCAAGCUGGAGGGCGGGUUGUCUGUGUGAGGCGGCGGCGGCUGCUGAGGCUGAGGCGGCGGCAAAGGCGGCUCGGAAGGCAGCGACUGAAGUGCAGCGGCAGCAGCGGCAGUUUGGAGCAAGCAGCCCGGAGCGAGAGGCGGCGGCGGCGGAGCAGCGAGUGCAGAGCCGGCAGCACCAUGGUGGACUACCACGCGGCGAACCAGCCCUACCAGUACGGCCCCAGCAGUGGUGGCGGUGGUGGCAACGGUGGGGGCGGCGGCGUCGGCGACUACAUGGCCCAGGAGGACGACUGGGACCGCGACCUGCUGCUCGACCCAGCCUGGGAGAAGCAACAGCGCAAGACCUUCACAGCAUGGUGUAACUCUCAUUUGCGGAAAGCUGGCACCCAGAUUGAGAAUAUUGAUGAGGAUUUCAGAGAUGGACUCAAACUCAUGCUCCUCUUAGAGGUUAUUUCAGGGGAACGGUUACCUAAACCUGAGCGAGGGAAGAUGAGGGUACACAAAAUUAACAACGUGAACAAAGCCUUGGACUUCAUUGCAAGCAAAGGUGUCAAGCUAGUCUCCAUAGGAGCUGAAGAGAUUGUAGAUGGCAAUGCAAAGAUGACAUUGGGAAUGAUUUGGACCAUUAUUCUUCGAUUUGCCAUCCAAGACAUCUCAGUGGAAGAGACCUCUGCCAAGGAGGGUCUCCUUCUCUGGUGUCAGAGAAAGACAGCCCCAUAUAAGAAUGUCAAUGUGCAGAACUUCCAUAUCAGUUGGAAGGAUGGACUGGCUUUCAAUGCCCUGAUCCAUAGGCACAGGCCAGAGCUGAUAGAAUAUGACAAACUGCGAAAGGAUGAUCCUGUCACAAACCUGAAUAAUGCUUUUGAAGUUGCUGAGAAGUAUCUAGAUAUCCCCAAGAUGUUGGAUGCUGAGGACAUCGUGAACACAGCCCGUCCUGAUGAGAAGGCCAUUAUGACCUAUGUGUCCAGCUUCUACCAUGCCUUUUCGGGAGCGCAGAAGGCUGAGACUGCUGCUAACAGGAUCUGUAAGGUGCUGGCCGUCAACCAGGAGAAUGAGCACCUGAUGGAGGAUUAUGAGAAACUGGCUAGUGAUCUGCUAGAGUGGAUCCGACGGACCAUUCCUUGGCUAGAAGACCGUGUGCCUCAGAAGACCAUCCAAGAAAUGCAGCAGAAGCUUGAAGACUUCCGUGAUUACCGGCGGGUGCACAAACCCCCCAAAGUUCAGGAGAAAUGUCAACUGGAGAUCAACUUCAAUACUCUGCAGACCAAACUCCGGCUGAGUAAUCGUCCUGCCUUCAUGCCCUCCGAGGGGAAGAUGGUGUCAGACAUCAACAAUUGCUGGCAGCACCUGGAACAGGCAGAGAAGGGCUUUGAAGAGUGGCUACUCAAUGUUAUUCGGCGACUAGAGCGCCUGGAUCACCUGGGAGAGAAGUUUGGGCAGAAAGCCUCUAUUCAUGAAGCAUGGACUGAUGGUAAGGAGGCCAUGCUGAAACAGAAGGACUAUGAGACAGCCACUCUGUCCGACAUCAAAGCCCUCAUCAGGAAACAUGAGGCCUUUGAGAGUGACCUGGCAGCCCAUCAGGACCGUGUGGAACAAAUUGCUGCCAUUGCCCAGGAGCUGAACGAACUGGACUAUUAUGAUUCCCCAAGUGUCAAUACUCGGUGCCAGAAGAUUUGUGAUCAAUGGGAUGCACUUGGCUCACUGACCCACAGUCGAAGAGAAGCUCUUGAGAAAACUGAGAAACAGCUGGAAACAAUUGACCAGCUGCACCUGGAAUAUGCCAAGCGUGCGGCCCCAUUCAACAACUGGAUGGAGAGUGCAAUGGAGGACUUGCAAGACAUGUUCAUUGUCCACACCAUUGAGGAGAUUGAGGGCCUAAUUGCAGCCCAUGACCAAUUCAAGUCCACCCUGCCGGAUGCUGACAAGGAGCGGGAGGCUAUCCUAGCCAUCCAUGGGGAAGCCCAAAAGAUUGCUGAAUGUAACCAUAUCAAGCUGUUGGGGAGUAACCCUUACACUACCGUUACCCCCCAGAUCAUCAACUCUAAGUGGGAGAAGGUUCAGCAGCUCGUGCCAAAGCGGGACGAUGCCCUGCUGGAGGAGCAAAGCAAGCAGCAGUCCAAUGAGCGCCUCCGCCGGCAGUUCGCCAGCCAGGCCAACAUUGUGGGCCCAUGGAUCCAGACCAAGAUGGAGGAAAUUGGGCGCAUUUCCAUUGAGAUGAAUGGUACCCUGGAGGACCAGCUGAACCACCUAAAGCAAUAUGAACAGAGCAUUGUAGACUACAAGCCCAAUCUGGAUCUCCUCGAACAGCAGCACCAGCUCAUCCAGGAAGCCCUCAUUUUUGACAACAAACACACUAACUACACGAUGGAGCAUAUCCGUGUGGGCUGGGAGCAGCUUCUCACCACCAUUGCCAGAACCAUCAAUGAGGUGGAGAACCAAAUCUUAACCCGAGAUGCCAAGGGCAUCAGUCAGGAACAGAUGCAGGAGUUCCGGGCGUCCUUCAACCACUUUGAUAAAGAUCACGGCGGGGCGCUGGGGCCUGAGGAGUUCAAAGCAUGUCUCAUCAGCCUGGGCUACGAUGUGGAAAAUGAUCGACAGAAGCAAACUGGCAGCAUGGACGCAGAUGACUUCCGAGCUCUGCUUAUCUCCACAGGAUACAGCCUGGGUGAUGCUGAAUUCAAUCGCAUCAUGAGUGUUGUGGACCCCAACAACAGUGGCAUCGUGACAUUCCAGGCCUUCAUCGACUUCAUGUCCCGAGAGACCACCGACACAGACACGGCCGACCAGGUCAUUGCUUCCUUCAAGGUCCUGGCUGGAGAUAAGAACUUCAUCACAGCUGAGGAGCUUCGGCGAGAGCUGCCCCCGGACCAAGCCGAGUACUGCAUUGCUCGAAUGGCUCCGUACCAGGGCCCAGAUGCUGCUCCUGGAGCCUUGGACUACAAAUCCUUCUCCACAGCCCUGUAUGGCGAGAGUGACCUGUGAGCCGUCCGCUCUCCCUACCCCUGCCGCCCCUCCCUGAGGAGACACAGUGACCAAACCACCUUCCCCAACCUCCAGCUCUGGGGAGCCCCCUUCUCCCUCUAGGGGGCGGCCUGCUAUAUAGUCCAGUUUUCUCUGACCUGAUCAGGUAUCUAUGCAAAGUUUUCUCUCUCUCUUUCUCUUGAUCUUUUUUGUGGAGGGGGGAAAGGGGCAGGAUCUCUCUUCUCUCUUAGUUGAUUGACCAGGAGUUCCCCAGCCUGGGGCAGGGGGAAUGCUGAAGGGGGAGUUUAGAGUCAAUCAUUCUGGUCUGCUAUAAAUAUAUAUAUAUAAUAUAUAUUUUUAAAACUAAGCUGAGGUGAUACCCUCGUGGAAUGAAGACUGGCCUCCCUCCCCAAGCUGCACAGCAUCACGCUAACAUGUCUCCUCGGCCACACUGUCACCUCUUGGCGCACACGCGCGCGCACACACACACACACACUAUUGCCCUUCUCAUCCCAGCAGGUGAACUCCUCCCCUCCUCCAUAAGGGCCUAUUACAGCUUGUUCCCUUCAGGGCCAAAGACCAUGUGCCUUGUCUAGGAACCCUCUUGGGUCCAAUUUUCUGAUGGGACUAAGGAAUGGGGAGGCAGCCAAGCAGCCUAAGAAUGUGGGUUCAUUGGGGACUACCCACACUCGGGGCCCUCCCUCAGCUACUUGCGGGGCAGGGCCUGCCCAUUGCCGCCACCGCCUCCUGCUUCCUCGCUCUUUUGUUUCCUUCCACCUUCUUCCCUCCCCGUGGCCCCUGCUACCUUUUCCUCAUAAAGAUGCUUAAAGAGGGAUGGAUUGCAACCAGCUGGGGCAGCUUAGAUCAUGGCCGUGUGCUGGCAUUUGGGAGUCAGGGAACAGCAGCCAGAGAGGGCUGAACUAGAGGACCUGGGGUGAUGGAGGAGGGCCAGAGCCUUGGGGUCUGCCCUGUGUCAUGGACCACAGGCAUGAGCAUUGUGGAUAGUGCCCAGACUGGCCCUCGCCAGGAACCCCACUCUCACUUUGACUGGACUCUAUCCUCAGCAAGUUUUCUAAGGACCAAAAAAUUAAAAAAAAUAAAAAGUAAAAAACAUUAAAUCCCCACAAAAAAAAACCCUUUUAAAAUAAUUAAAAACUUCAGAGAGUUACUAUUUACUUUAUUAACUUACGGAUUUAUUAUAUAAAUAUAUAUUCACCUAGCAACAUAUAUUUGCUGUCUUUCUUGGUCUUGUAAUUAAGAUCUCAGCUGAUUAUCCUACCUGUUCCCCCUUCCCUUACCCCCUAUUGUUUUCCCUCUUCCUCUUUGGUGUCUUUUGUCAGGGACUAGUCUUUGGGGAUUCCCCUUGAGGGGAGGGUCUGGGGGCCUGGCUUAGGGGAGUGAAAGGCUGGGCGGGCUGGCUGCUUCUGUUUGUGGUUUUGUUUUUUCUUUUUUUGGCGUUCUCAUUUUUUUCUGGAAAAACCAACAGAACAAUAAAAUGUGUAAUAUUUUUAAGAACAA